Molecule: messenger RNA, 1245 nt
Organism: Pelmatolapia mariae (spotted tilapia)
Lineage: Eukaryota; Metazoa; Chordata; Actinopteri; Cichliformes; Cichlidae
Gene: zdhhc4
Product: zinc finger DHHC-type palmitoyltransferase 4
Exons: 7
Coding region: 140-1186 (348 amino acids)
Biological process (GO): protein targeting to membrane; peptidyl-L-cysteine S-palmitoylation
Cellular component (GO): endoplasmic reticulum; Golgi apparatus
Molecular function (GO): protein-cysteine S-palmitoyltransferase activity
Source: RefSeq, a predicted model, not a curated record
CUAAGGAAGUAGCAUUGUUUACAGGGGCGGGACGUGAGCAUGGAGCAAAAGUGUAACUAGAAGCCUCCUAAACCGACUCUGUUGACUUGAGACAAACACUAAAAGGCAGCUAUGUGUAACCUCGACUAGAUGGUGAGAUAUGGAUUUCCUGACGCUGUUUGGUAUUUACGUCGUGGUGGUGCUCACAUGCAUAGCUCUAGUGUGCAGAUACUCCGGCCAGCAACACAGCCCCCUUAAUUCACUCUACAGCUUUGCAUUAAAGAGACUUGCAUCGAUUACUCCAAAAUGGCUGCAGAAGUUUUCACAGUGGACCUUGCACAGACUGUUCCAUCAGAGGAGCAACGCGUUCAUAUACCUGCACAUCCUGCUGGAGGGCGCCGUGUAUGCAGAGUUCACCUACGAGGUGUUUGGCUUCUGUAGGGAGAUGGACACCACUCUGAUCAGCCUAUCUGUGCCUUAUAUCCUGUUGGCCAUCAAGACCUUCUUCUUCUACCUCUGCAUCAAGACAGACCCAGGCACAGUGACAAAGAAGAAAGUUGCCAGUCAGCUGCACAUCUAUUCGUACGACAGGAGAUUGUUUCACCCGGGAAUCUCAUGUUCGACUUGCCAGCUUGUCAAACCAGCCCGCUCGAAACACUGUAGGGUCUGCAACAGGUGUGUGCAGCGUUUCGACCACCACUGCGUCUGGGUGAACAACUGCAUCGGUGCUCAGAACACACGUUACUUCCUGCUUUACCUCUUCAGCGUCUGUGCCAUGGCGUGCGACAUCGCCCUGUUAACGGUGGACAUGCUGCUUCAUGUCGUGCUGCGCACAGGGCUCCUGGGGGCCAGUUACUUAGAUGAGAACGGCCAACGGCAGCCAGCGGGAUUUCUGUUUGUCGUGCAGCAUCUCUUCCUUACUUUUCCCCGAAUUGUCUUCAUGCUGGGCUUCUUACUCUUCGUAUUCUUCCUCCUGGCGGGUUACACCAUGUUCCAUUCCUUUCUUGCUGUUGUGAACCAGACCUCCAAUGAGUGGUACAAAAGUCGAGGCUACGUUUGCCAGCACUGCCACCCAUCUACAGCGGCCGAUAUUCUCUGUAGCCCCGUCCCAGAUCACUCUAAAAGAUACUACUACAGCAGGGGGGUCCUCCGAAAUCUGGGGGAGAUUUUCUUCCCUCCACAGCCUGUUCAGAAAAAAGACAAUUGAUUGGUUACAUUUACUGUCUACGAUAACUACUGUAAACACUACUGGAAAAUAAAGUUUAU